Messenger RNA from Lemur catta (Ring-tailed lemur), 2616 nucleotides. It is a transcript of the gene EEF2KMT, whose product is annotated as eukaryotic elongation factor 2 lysine methyltransferase. NCBI's taxonomy places the organism in Eukaryota, Metazoa, Chordata, Mammalia, Primates, Lemuridae. The record is from RefSeq and is a predicted model, not a curated record. The transcript has 8 exons. Bases 61 to 1053 code for a protein of 330 amino acids.
UCCCUGCUCUGGCCCCGCUUCCGCUCGGUCUCCCGGCAACGCCGCGGCCCCGCCCCCGCCAUGGCGCCCGAGGAGAGCGCGGGGACUGCGCGGCUGCUGCGGAACUUCGAGCGCCACUUCCUGGCGGCGCGCGCGCUGCGCUCCUUCCCCUGGCAGAGCCUAGAAGAGAAACUAAGGAACUCAUCGGAUUCCGAGCUGCUGCUGGGGAUUUUGCAGAAGACUGUGAAACAUCCUCUGUGUGUGAAGCACCCGCCAGCAGUGAAGUAUGCCCGGUGCUUUCUCUCCGAGCUCAUCAAAAAGCACGAGGCUGUCCACCCAGAGCCUUUGGAUGAGCUGUACGAGGCGCUGGCAGAGGUCCUGACCGCCAGCGAGUCCACCCAAGGCCACCGGAGCUAUCUGCUGCCUUCGGGGGACUCGGUCACACUCUCUGAGAGCACAGCCAUCGUCUCCCACGGCACCACCGGCCUGGUCACGUGGGACGCAGCCCUCUACCUCGCGGAAUGGGCCAUAGAGAACCCAGCAGCCUUCACUGACAGGACUGUCCUAGAGCUCGGCAGUGGAGCUGGCCUCACAGGCCUGGCCAUCUGCAAGACAUGCCGUCCCAGAGCCUACAUCUUCAGUGACUGUCACAGCCGUGUCCUCAAGCAGCUCCGAGGGAACGUCCUUCUCAAUGGCUUAUCGUUAGAGCCAGACAUCACUGCCAACUCAGAGAGCCCCAGGGUGACAGUGGCCCAUCUGGACUGGGACGUCGUGACGGUCCCUCAGCUGUCCGCCUUCCACCCAGACGUCGUAAUCGCAGCAGAUGUGCUGUACUGCCCGGAAAUCAUCCUGUCGCUGGUCGGGGUCCUGCGGAGGCUGUCCGCUUGCCAGAGGGACCGGCGUGCUCCUGACGUCUACGUUGCCUUCACCGUCCGCAACCCAGACACGUGCCGGCUGUUCACCACUGAGCUAGGCCGGGCCGGGAUCCGGUGGGAAGCGGUACCUCCCCACGGCCGGCAGCUGUUUCCUUACGAGGAGCACUCAGAGAUGGCGAUUUUGCAACUUGUGCUAUAGACCUCGUACAGGCUUCUGAAGAUUAUUGUGAAAAGUAAAUCACUACUGUGAGAAUUUCUGUGGGAAAGCAGAUAAAACUUUCACUGGGGCCAGGUGCAGUGGCUCAUGCAUGUCAUCCUAGCACUGUGGGAGACCAAGGUGGGAUGACUGCUUAAAACCAGGAAUUUGAGACCAGCCUGGGCAACAUAGUGAGACCCCAUCAGUACAAAAAAUGGGAAAAUGUACCAGUUGUGGUGCCGCUCGCCUGCCGUCCCAGCUACUCUGGAGGCUGAGCCCAGGGGCUGGAGGCUGCAAGGAGUGACAGUUGCGCCACUGCACUCCAGCCCGGGUGACCAAGACCAUGCAAGACCAUGUCUCAAAAAAAACAUAAACAGAAAACUUGCACUGGACUUGAAUGUUUGAAGAAUGUUAAAUCACAGACCACACUGUGUUGUAGUAAGAUAGAAACUGUUGACCUGUGGGGGCGCCCCUGUCAGCAGUUCUGGUUCUUACGCAAAUCACCAUAAAUCAGGAGUGAAACUUUGGGCUCAAAGGCAAGCAUUUCCUUUGUGCACAUAACGUGCAUCGAGUACGACGUCCCCCAGCCUGGACACGGAGUUCCUCAGGAAGCCGAGCCCAGCGUAGGCGCAACACACCUCACUGCACCUACAGCGGGCAGGUGCCGCUCCCAGGGCAGGAGCACGACAGAGGCAGAGCGGGGAAGGGCAGACGCUGGGGACGACAGCACAGCACAGAGGGACACUCAGAGUCCCAGCAAGUAAGAGAAACGUAAUCCACGGGACAGGAGCACAGAACAGGAUAGAAAAAGAGGACGCGCCUCGGAGCCCCCAAGGAAGCCAGGACGGACCAUGGCUUCCAGGACACUACUCCCGGCUGCUAGAGCUUUAUUCACGUUUGGGCCUCAGACCACCGGGAGGCACUGCUCGGGAGGGCUUGCCCAGGUGGGGAGAAGGGCCGGGGGAUACUGGGCUGUAGUCUCUGGCCCUGGAGCUCACGUGUCCAUAAGCAAAGGGAGCACAGUCCGCCUCCAGCUCUCAUCCCAGCGAAGCCACUCUGACUCCCGGAGGUUCUUCCGGAACUGGCUGAGUUUGCCAGCGGGAUCAGGAAACUUUGAGAAAAGCAUCUACAAACGAUCAAAUACCAGAACUUACCUCACUGUUCCUCCCCAUCCCAGCCCAGGUGACUGCCUAGCUGACCCCAGGUCCCCGACCCAGCAACGUCCCCUCCAACGUGCCCACUUCCUCACUGGGCACCCAAGCCCUCACACCCUGGCAAUGCUCCGUCUCCUACUUGACGACAAAUUUUCUGGAAACAUCCCUGCAUGUCGGGCUCUCCCACACUCAAAGCCCUGGGGCACCUCCUGGCCUCUGUGUUCCUUCCCCUGGGAGCACCUCCUCUCAGCCUCUGGCCUGCACAGUCCCACCCGUCUGCUGGGAAUGAGGUGGCAUCUAUGUUCCUUCCAGCCUUGCCAAACACUCUAAAUCAGGGGUUGGCACUCAGCCUGCAGGCCAAACCCGGCCGGCCCACCACCUAUCUUUGUGAAUAAAGUUUUAUUGGAACACA